CACGCGACCUGCUCAGAUGCACGUGAAGAACCCUAAAACAGAAUGCUUCUUUCAGAAGUCAGCCACUAUCCACAUGAAUGAAGGAGUGAGAACACCCGGGAGCUCUUUACGGUAAAACCGAAGUCCAGCUUUUAAAAUCAAACAGAAACUCCACCCGCUGCUUAAUUUCUGGGAGCAAAAUUUUGCCGCCGCUUUGUCUUCUUUCGUAUCCUUUCCUGACGGCACAGCCUCGCCCAGUCAGCCUGCUGGAAAGGGAAAAGCGAGGCUGGCUCCAGACGGCUCCAGGAGCUCCGCGGAAGGGAAGAGGCGGAGCGGGAGGCGGAGGGAGCAGGGAUCCUUGGCCGAAGGAAGGAAGAUGGCGGGGCAGGCGCCGACUGGAUGUUGCUGAGGGGCCGCUGCGAGGCUGAGCUGCCCACGGAGGACGAAAGGAAGGAAGGAAGGAAGGAAGGAAGGGCGGGAAUUGCACGGUGGCGGCCUGCGGCGCAGCGCCCUCUUCCUCGGCCGGAGGAGGGGUGGGCUUCGAGGCACAGCAGCCGGCAGCGGCUGCAGCGAGGCUAAUCCCGGGGCCCGACCAGGGGUGGAGGCGCGAAAGCGCGAGGAUGAUGCGCCCGGCGCGGCGGCGCUGCUGCAGCCGAAGCCGCCCCACGUCCGCUCCACCAGCCCGGGCCGCUCGCUAGCCAGGGCUGGAGGCGGCGCAGGACUGCCGGGGCCCCGCGGCCGAGGAGGGGUUGCCGGAGGGAGCGCGCGUGCCGCCCAAGCUGCGGCCCGGGAGCGGCGGCGGGGUGGCCAUGCCGUGGCUCAGCGGAGGGCGCAGGAGGCGGCGGCAGCAGCAGCAGCAGCAACAAGCGGCGGCGGUGAUGGGGCAAGGGAUGGGGCAGUCGCCGGUCGGGACCGGAGGCGGCGGCGGCGGGCCGCGAGGCCGGGAGAGCUCGGAGCUGCCUCUGCCCGCGGGCUGGGAGGAGGCGAGGGACUAUGACGGGCGCGUCUUCUACAUCGAUCACAACACCCGGCAGACUUCGUGGAUCGACCCGCGAGACAGGAUUACGAAGCCUUUAACUUUUGCUGACUGCGUAGGCGAUGAGCUGCCUUUAGGAUGGGAAACUGUUUAUGAUCAACAGAUUGGUAUUUAUUACAUGGACCAUAUAAAUCAACUGACACAAAUUGAGGACCCAAGAGAGCAGUGGAGAAGAGAGCAAGAGCGAAUGUUAAAAGAAUAUUUAAUUGUUGCCCAGGAGGCACUUAAUGCCAAAAAGGAAAUUUACCAAAUUAAGCAGCAACGUUUUGAGCUAGCACAAGAAGAAUACCAGCAGUUGCAUAAAAUGUGUGAGGAUGACAGUCGUUCUUAUACAAGCUCAUUCUCUGGAUUUUCAACCAAUACCAAAUAUGACCCCUGCCAGAUUAAAGCAGAAAUAGCAAGUCGACGUGACAGACUUUCUAGGUUAAAAAGAGAAUUGGCACAGAUGAAACAAGAGCUGCAGUACAAAGAGAAAGGAGUGGAGACAUUGCAAGAGAUUGAUCGUAAGAUAUCAAAUGCCCAUAUGAAAUAUAAAUUGGAUGAAGCUCAAGCAAUAAUGAAUGAACUCCGAACCAUCAGGAAAUCUAUUUGUAUAGGUGAGAGAGAGAGGCAAGACCUAAUGCAGAGUCUAGCCAAGCUGACAGAGGGAUUCAGGAAUAGUUGUUGUAUUACAGAAUCUCUGCAAGAUCUUCAGUAUAAUUCUAGCUCACACACUGACUCCUGUUUACCUCAGCAACAAUGUGAUGCUUGUUCUCAAACUGACAUCAUUGGGGAGUUUGGAUUUGAUGAUAAAACAAGGCUUAGUGAUGGAGAAAGAUUGACUAUACAGUAUGAAGAGGCCCAAAAGAGGGUUUCCAAUAUACAGCAGCAGUUGGCCCUCUUAGAUAAUGAAUCCUGGCCAGGGAUGGCAGAGGCGGACAGGGAUCGUCUUCAGCUCAUCAGAGAGAAGGAGGCUCUCCUACAAGAUCUGCAGCUCAUCAGUCAGCAGCGGCGGUCCCCUGAAGACAUCGAACGCCUAGAGGAUGAAAAAAGGCGUUUGGAGGAUGAGAUCCAGCAGGCGAGGGCCAGCUCUUCUCAUGGUGCUGCUGAAAGUCGCAAAGGGCUAUCCCUGGGCUAUUCUGCAGUCACCAACAAAGCUGUUGACAGGCAGACAGGCAGGCCCCCUUCUCUGAGGCUGCUGGGCCAUAGGCCCAUCUGGCAGCUGCUCACGAUCUGGUGGUUUCGGGCGCCGUGGGUCCUGGCAUCCAGCGCCGGAAUAUCGCCAACCAGCAGGGGCUCUCUUAGCUCUGUCAGCUUCACAGACAUCUAUGGUCUUCCUCAGUAUGAGAAAUCAGACAGUGUUAUUGACUACGGGCAGCACAUGCGAUUUGAUGCAAUUCCAUUUGAUUGUUCCAGUAAAGACAUACAGUAUGUUGACUCCAUUGGACCUUCUAGUUUCAAUAAACAGAGAAGAUCUUUGGAUACACCUCUGUCACUGGCAUCCCUCUCAUCACGGUCCUCUCUGUCCUCAUUGUCUCCUCCAAGCUCCCCCCUGGAUACUCCCUUCCUCCCUACUUCUCGGGAUUCCCCAUUGGCUCAAAAGUCAGAAGGAUAUGAGGAAAUGAUGGGCACAGGGCCUUUAGAUGUGCUUCGAGCUCAUAUUUCUGUUUUGGGUGAAGACAAAUCACAAGAAACAGUGUCAUCUAAGGCUCAUGACAGUUUCCCAGACAAUGAAGGGCUGCAGCUGGCAAACAUUCCAACCUCUGGAGUUGCUACAAUCUAAACAUGAAGUCAGCGAUAUAUGUUGGAGAGGAGAGCCAGGCGAGUCUCAGCAUGUCUGUCCAAUUAUUCACUGGCUAGUGACAGUGGCGUGUUUGAAGCUUUGAGCAAAAGGAAUGAGGAUAUUGAAGAAUCACUAUACAGUGAUGCAGUCAGUGAAGAGCCCAAAAUGCAAGUUGGAUUUCUCCAUGACAGUGGAAGUGAGUGCCUGCUGGUCCAUGUGCUACAACUAAUGAAUUUUACUGGUCUUGCUGUGAAGGAGGGCUGCAAAAUACGUGUAAGAAUAUAUUUACCAUCUCUUGAGUCUGGCUCUCCAACCACUCAUUGUUCUAGAGCUUUGGAAUUCCAAACUCCCUUAAUAUUUAAUGAAGUCUUCCAAAUCCCUGUUCAUUCAAGUAUCCUGAAGCUAAAAUCGCUACAGCUUUAUAUCUGUUCAGUUGGCCAGCAGCAACAAGAAGAAUUGUUGGGCAUUGCUCAGAUCAGCCUAGCCGGCUUUGAGAGUUUGCGUGAGAUGCAGCUUGACUGGUAUCCUAUCCAAAUCUUCAGUGGCUCAGAUGGUCAGCUGACUAAGGACAGUUCCAAAAGUGAAGAAAGUACUUCUCGUUCUGAAAACAAAACUACAGUGAAAAUGGAUGCUGUGACUGCGCUGUUAGCUAAGACCAAAGCUCAACUGAAAGCUGUAGAAAGAGAACUGGCAAAGGAGACAGUGAAACUGGAAUACACAGAAGAGGAAUUAUUAGAGAUGGAACAAAAGGAAGAUCAGGUGGAAGCUGUAUCAGAGAGGAGUUGGCAAGCAGAAUCUGUUGACAGUGGCUGUAGUAAUUGCACACAGACCAGUCCUCAUUAUCCAGAGGCUUAUUGUGGUGAAACAUUACAUAUGUUUGCAGCUCAGACUGAUGAAUAUACCUCUGGAAAAGUCCAGCCUCCUCCUCUAAAGGUGGAUAAGGAAACCAACACAGAAGAUCUCUUCCCAGAAGAAAUGGCUUUGCUUCACAAAAGCAGAACUGGCCGUCGAUCUCGAGGAUCUGCAUUUGUUCGCAGUAGCACUAUUGUUCGCUCACAGACAUUCUCUCCUGGUGCACGAAAUCAGUAUGUUUGUCGACUGUACCGUAGCGACAGUGACAGUUCAACCUUACCUAGAAAGUCACCCUUCAUCAGAAAUACUUUGGAAAGGCGAACGCUGCGUUAUAAGCAGCAGUCCUGCAGGUCAUCUUUGGCAGACCUCAUGGAAAGGACAUCGCUAGACCUGGAGCUGGAUCUCCAGGCCAUCAGAACAAAGCAGAGGCAGCUGAAUGAAGACAUAUGCACUCUGAGAGAGCUGCAGCAGCGGCUGGAGGAUGCUCAGCGAAGAGGGCAAACUGACCUGCCUCACUGGGUCCUUCGGGACGACCGAUUCAGAAAUUUGCUGAGGGAAGCAGAGAGGCAGACAAGACAGACCAAAUUUGAGCAUCGUCAACAACAGGCAGCUGAAAAAUUGCUCAAGAAGGCAUCCAAAGAAGUGUACCAGCUACGUGGUCAAAACCAGAAAGAACCUAUUCAGGUGCAGACCUUUCGGGAGAAGAUGGCAUUCUUUACAAGGCCAAGGAUCAAUAUACCUCCUCUGCCAGCUGAUGAUGUAUGACGUGUUUACUUUGUAAACAUGAAGUAUUCUCUGCUUGUUCUUAAGAUGAAGUUACUAGGCUAGUUAAAUUUAUUUUGUAAAAUUGUUGUGCAAAGACUAUUAAUAUACACAUUUUGUAAAAAAAAAUAAAAGUAAACAAAAACACAUAUAUAAAUAUAUACAUAUAUAUUUUAUAAUAGUGACUACGACAAGGCUUGGUUUUUCCUUGUUGUGAAAUUGACAUCUUUGAUGACAACUUAUUUUAUAUGAGAAAAAUCAACUAUCCUGUUAGAGCAUGUACAGUUUUUAUGCCAUUUUAUUUGACUUAAGAGGCUGGAAGACAAGGUAAAACAAAAGCUUGAGAGUCUCAGUGCAAAAUCUCACUUUCGGUAUUGUAAUUUUAGAUUUCUAUAGUAACUCUAUUUUCCUUUCCCUUUUGUAACAUGGAACAAAGCAAUGAUCUUACUUUAAGAUGUAUUUUAAAGACUGAAAUUUUGUUACUCAGUAUUUGUCAUACAGUAGAAUGGAACCAUUGAGCUGGUUUUGUUUCUGAAGCUGAAAUGAAAAUACUAUGUUCUCUAUUUGUCACUUUUUAAUCAGCUUUGCUGUCUGUAUCCUAUAUUGUACCAUGUAUCUUUGGCACUGUCUAGAAUCAAAAUAUCACCUGCAGUGUUGAUUUUUUUAAAAAAAAGUCAAUUAAAACACCAUUAAACAUUGCACAGUGAACCUAUAUUUUCUUAUCCUUCAUUAGUAGAUUGUUCUAAUUUCAGUGGUGCCAAAUAUGUCUGUUAUGACUUUAACAUGUUGGGGGUUUUUUUGUGUUUAACGAGGGAAGGAACAAGGUGACAGGUCUCUAUUUAGCUGCUUUAGGAAAGGGGCUUGUGAGCUUACUGUAUUAAUGAGUAAUAUAGUAUAAAUAGAAUUUUUUUAAUGCAUAUGUUACAGAAAUCAUUUAGUCCAGAUUCAGGAAAUCAUCCCAGUUAUCAAAGAACUACUCACUUCCUUAUUCCUAAGUCUUACAUUCCAAGCUUUUUACGUUCAGUGGAAUAUUGCUUUCUUAAAAGUAUGGUUCAAAAAAAUGGUUUUGCAUCUGAUGCUUAAUCUUACUUCACUAGUAAAGUGGGGCCCAUUUCAUAUAGUGUGGAUAGAACACAAACAACAACUUGUUUGGAAAAGCAUGAUAAAAAUAAUGUGGCUUUUCGCUGUGAUUUACCUGAGGCCAGAGCUUUGUCUACUCUGCAGAAUAAUUCAGUUUUUGUUCUAGUCCUUUUUGAUUCCUGAGCCUUAGCAGAAAAUCAUUUGUAUUUUUUCAGUGUUUUUCUGAUUACUGUUUACCAGAAACCUGCUGGGUUUUUGUUUUUUUGUUAUUGCUUGGAAUGAAAACCAGGGCUUUUCAGAAUUAAACAAAUGCUGCUAUUCAAAUUCUAUUAUGUGGAGUGCUUUUACAAUCUGUCAAAUAUAAACCAAAGUACUAGUUGUGAAUUUGUUUAUUUUAAACUUGUUACUAGUUCUUCAAUUUGUUAAUUUCUAUUUUAUAUUUUUCUUCUAUAUCACUCAUUUGACAUGGUAAUCCUCAUUUUCAUUGGCUGGUAGCUUUUUCUGGCCUUACAUUUCAUGCAUGUUUUUAAGGACAUUGCCAUUUUUCUAACACUAAUAAUGGAUUAAUCUCUUUGGAUGGUCCAUGGCCUGGAACCAGUGUAGAUCCUACUUUGUUUCAGUAGUGGCCCUGAAGGUUUACUUAUUUCAGACCAAAGUUGGUGUUGGGGGGGGGUUCAAGGAAACGCAACAGGAAGAGAAAGCAAGAAAGUCCACAGAUGAUUGGAUGCUCACCCCUGCUAAAAUUCCUUUAUUGGUAAAAUGGCAGUAUGUACUAAAAUUCAGACAUUAAAUGUCCCCUUAGAUCAGUUCUUCAGUUGGGCUUCUUAGCUUUAAAGAAAAAGUUCCCUUAGCCUGUGCAACCAUUGCUUGUACUUUUUUGUUAAAGUUUAUUAACAUUGAACUGUCACCUUAAAUUCCUGAAAGUGCCACUUUUUGUGUCUUGCAAGUGUAUGAAAGUGUUAUGCUAUUAUAUUCAGCUUCAGUUUUCCAAAGAAUCAUGUCCUACAAAAAUGAGCCUACUUUUUUGUAAAAUCUAUACAGUUUUUAUGUAGGACACCAUCAAGUCAAACUUGUUUUUACUUACUGACUGAUACCAAAGAAAGUAAUCAGUGUGUCAGAAACAAAUCCACAUUCCCUGUAGUCUUUGGAACACAAACAUAGUGUUACAUUUAUGCAAACUAUUAAACCUUCAUUGUCAUAUUGUGAUAGUGAUUAAGCAAAAUAUGCUGCAUAUAAUUAUAAUUCAGAUAAUGUCUGAAUAUGUUAAAUUAACAUGAAAUUGGGUUUUGUGAAUCACAUCUCUGUCUUUAUCUGAUUGAAAAACUUGCAACGUAAUCAAUGAAAAUAAAAAUGUUUGGCAUUGAAAUUAAUGUCUGUUCUACUGCAUUUCUUUGGUGUGUUAAAUAUUGAUCCCAGAAUAUUAAAAGCUAGCAGGAAUAAAUUGUUCAAACUGGGUUGGAAGCCUAAAGGAAAAUAACAUUAUUUUCAGUAGUUAGGAGGGAUGAAAAUAAUUUGUUUACAAUGGCUGCCAUUUUAAUUGUCAGUAUUUACCAAAAGUAAUCAGGGAAAUGGUCUUGAGUUAUUGCAUUCUUGUACAGGGUAAUCCUUGAUCUGUUGGAAUUAAGUUUCAGCAACUUUGAUGCUCUUUUGGAAUGUAGUAAUGGAAGCUUUUCCUAUUUUGUUUUUCAAUGUCUAGAUAUAUAAUUAGUGCAUAUACAAAGCAAUUUUCAUCAUCAUUAUACUUGUGUGUGAUGACCACAAUUUGUUUAAACAUUUUGACAUUUUUUUUGCAAAAGUUUGCAAUCAGCUUUUGUUUGUGAAUGUAUGUUAAGUCAAAUGGUAUAGGUGGAACUCUGCCUACUUUUGGAACUCCCUGUUGGAAAGUGUUGCUGGGUUAUUUAGUGAUGGUCACUGUGCAGUGUUUCUAGUGUUAAGGGAGGACAAGAGUUUGACUGUCAAAAUGAAUACUAUUUUAGUGUGUUAAAAAUAAUAUACUUUUCAGUAUUCAUUUCUUGUUUGUCACAGUUUCUGAUUGUGUAUUCUGCAAAAAUAAAAAAAUUCUUGUCAUAAA
Messenger RNA from Sphaerodactylus townsendi, 7542 nucleotides. It is a transcript of the gene WWC3, whose product is annotated as WWC family member 3. The record is from RefSeq and is a predicted model, not a curated record. Gene Ontology annotation, cellular component: cytoplasm. The transcript is spliced from 23 exons. Gene Ontology annotation, molecular function: molecular adaptor activity; kinase binding. NCBI's taxonomy places the organism in Eukaryota, Metazoa, Chordata, Lepidosauria, Squamata, Sphaerodactylidae. Gene Ontology annotation, biological process: regulation of hippo signaling; cell migration; regulation of DNA-templated transcription.